GCUGGACACGCCCCCGAGGGCAGAGUCGACUUCUGAUUGGCUGCAGGCGCUCGCCCGAGCUCUGUUGGAACGCACGGGCAGUGCUUUUAAGGGAGCUCGCUUCCUUGCGCGCCCUAGAGGACCGGUGUGCUCCGUGGCCGCACUUGCUCCCGCGCUUUCGAGAUCCAGGCCUCCUCGCCAGAAUGUCUCAGGCUGAGUUUGACAAAGCUGCUGAGGAGGUGAAGCGUCUCAAGACUCAGCCAACUGACGAAGAGAUGCUCUUCAUCUACAGCCACUUCAAACAAGCCACCGUGGGUGACGUAAACACAGAUCGGCCCGGGCUUUUGGAUCUCAAAGGCAAGGCCAAGUGGGAUUCCUGGAACAAGCUUAAAGGAACUUCCAAGGAAAGUGCCAUGAAAGCCUAUGUGGAGAAAGUGGAAGAGCUCAAGAAGAAAUACGGAAUGUAAACGACCGGAUUUGGUGGCCAGCCACAUGUGUGUGACCCGUGAGGACAUAACACCUUGUUUUUUUUUCUAAUGUAGAUGCUAUGGCUCUGAUAAAUUAGGGCCAGAAUUAAUCGCUGAUCCUCCACCCCCUGUGUAGUUUUUACCUGAAAAUCGAUUAAAAGUACAUUUGUUACUUCAUGUCUUUA
Phodopus roborovskii (desert hamster) is the source of this 631-nucleotide messenger RNA. It is a transcript of the gene Dbi, whose product is annotated as diazepam binding inhibitor, acyl-CoA binding protein. Gene Ontology annotation, cellular component: mitochondrion. Gene Ontology annotation, molecular function: fatty-acyl-CoA binding. The transcript is spliced from 4 exons. Gene Ontology annotation, biological process: fatty acid metabolic process. Lineage: Eukaryota; Metazoa; Chordata; Mammalia; Rodentia; Cricetidae. The record is from RefSeq and is a predicted model, not a curated record. The coding region runs from base 183 to 446 and encodes 87 amino acids.